Messenger RNA from Scedosporium apiospermum, 1401 nucleotides. RefSeq lists its product as uncharacterized. The coding region runs from base 1 to 1401 and encodes 466 amino acids. The transcript is spliced from 3 exons. NCBI's taxonomy places the organism in Eukaryota, Fungi, Ascomycota, Sordariomycetes, Microascales, Microascaceae. Gene Ontology annotation, molecular function: mannosyltransferase activity. Gene Ontology annotation, cellular component: endoplasmic reticulum. The record is from RefSeq and is a predicted model, not a curated record.
AUGUCGAAUACCCUUGCUUUCCUCUUCACCUUUGUGGCUGGCAUUGUAGCCGCCCUCAUCCUUAUCACCUUCUCCAAGUACCUCAUUGCCAUUUUCCCAAAGAGGUACAAGCCUGCGCAAGAUCCCAAGGAUGACCAUUACCAGGUCCUCGUCCUCGGUGACAUUGGGCGCAGCCCCCGCAUGCAAUAUCAUGCUCUUAGCAUUGUGAAGAGCGGUUCCAAGGUCGACCUCGUUGGUUACAAGGAAACUGCCCGACAUCCUGGUCUUGUGGGUAAUCCCAAUGUCGGCCUCUACCCUCUGACACCGCAGCCAGAGUGGCUCCGAUGGCAGAUGAGUCUGUUUAUUGGCUUGCCGCUCAAGGCAGUAUGGCAGUCGUACGACCUCUUUUGCACUCUCGCAUAUACGGCGCCCGCUGCCAAGUGGAUCAUUAUUCAGAACCCCCCUUCCAUCCCGACUCUCCAUGUUGCCCUCAUCGUCGCCUGGCUUCGAGGUAGCAAGGUCAUGGUGGACUGGCACAACUACGGCUACACCAUCAUGGCCGUCAACCGGAGCCCUCGCAAUCCCCUGGUCAAGUUGUACAAGCGCUACGAAUGUUUCUUCGGCCGUCGCGUACCCGACGUCAGCGUCACUGUUACCGAAGCCAUGGCUCGCCAUAUGCGCGAGCCGCCCUUCUCAUUGAAGAUGCCGAUCCUAACCCUCCACGACAGACCUGCGGCUACCUUUCAACCUAUGACUUCCCAGAAAGAACGCAAAAAAUUCCUCUCGGAGCUUCGCGAGACCAAGGACCAUGCCGACGACAUCAUCGCCGGAAAGACCCGGUUGGUGGUCAGCAGCACGUCCUGGACUCCCGACGAGGACUUUGGCAUCUUGCUCGAGGGCCUGAUCAAGUACGCGGCAGGCGACCCAUCCGACGAAUCCUCCAAAGGAAAGGCGACGCCUCUCCUCGUCAUCAUUACCGGGAAGGGCCCCCAGAAGGCCGACUUUGAGAAAAUGAUGAAGAACCUGAAAGCGGGAGGACAUCUCCCCAACGUCGACAUCACCACCGCCUGGCUCUCCACGCGGGACUACGCUAGUCUUCUUGCGGCCGCAGAUCUCGGCGUAUGUCUCCACCGCUCUAGUUCGGGCGUCGAUCUACCGAUGAAGAUUGUCGACAUGUUUGGUGCCGGCUUGCCUGUUGCCGCCUACUCGGCCUAUGAGAGUUUCGACGAGCUCGUUGAAGAGGGCGUGAAUGGGUGCGGUUUCGAGACAGCUGAAGACUUGAGCGUCAUCCUCAGGAGAUUACUCUCCGGUAAAGACACCGAACUCAAGAAGUUAAAGCAAGGAGCUGUGAAGGAAGGGAGCAGGAGGUGGGAUGACGAGUGGGAUCCCGUUAUCGGAAAGGCUCUGGGCCUGGUUACAUAG